UGUGGUGUGGCGCCCAGGUCUCCUUCACGCGGCGGCGGCGGCGGCGGCGGCGGCGGCGGCAGUGGCAGUGGCGACAUGGCGGAGGCGGCGGCCGGAGUGGGCCGCUUUAAGUCCAAUUAUGCUGUCGAGCGCAAGAUCGAGCCUUUCUACAAGGGCGGGAAGGUGCAGCUGGAUCAGACUGGGCAGCACCUCUUCUGUGUCUGUGGCACCAGAGUCAACAUCCUGGAUGUGGCCUCAGGGACUAUGCUGCAGAGCCUGGAGCAGGAGGACCAGGAGGACAUCACUGCCUUUGAUCUCAGCCCCGAUGACAAGGUGCUGGUGACAGCCAGCCGGGCACUGCUGCUGGCUCAGUGGGCCUGGCAAGAGGGCAGCAUCACCCGCCUGUGGAAGGCAAUACACACAGCCCCUGUGGCCACCAUGGCCUUUGACCCCACCUCCACGCUGUUAGCCACAGGCGGCUGUGAUGGGGCCGUGCGUGUCUGGGAUGUCGUGCGGCACUAUGGGACACACCACUUUCGGGGCUCACCGGGCGUCAUACAUUUGGUGGCCUUCCACCCGGACCCCGCACGCCUGCUCCUCUUCUCCUCAGCCGCAGACACCAGCAUCCGCGUGUGGUCGCUGCAGGAGCAGUCGUGCCUGGCCAUACUGACUGCCCACUACAGCGCUGUCACUUCUCUGACUUUCAGUGCCGAUGGUCACACCAUGCUCAGCUCAGGCCGUGACAAGAUCUGCAUUGUUUGGGACCUGCAGAGCCUCCAGGCCACGAGGACCGUGCCGGUGUUUGAGAGUGUGGAGGCUGCGGUUCUGUUGCCAGAGGAGCCGGCACCAGAGCUGGGUGUGAAGUCUGCAGGCCUGCACUUCCUGACAGCUGGCGACCAAGGCACACUGCGCGUGUGGGAGGUGGCCUCUGGGCAGUGUGUCCAUGCACAACGGCAGCUGCCAGGCCCCGGGCAGGAGCUGACCCACUGCACCCUGGCCCGAGCCGCUGGCCUGCUCCUCAGCGUCACUGCCGACCACAACCUGCUGCUCUAUGAGGCCCGCUCCCUGCAGCUGCAGAAACAGUUUGCCGGCUACAGUGAGGAGGUGUUGGACGUCCGGUUCCUCGGGCCCGAGGAUUCCCACAUUGUGGUGGCCUCUAACAGCCCCUGCCUGAAAGUAUUUGAGCUGCAGACAUCCGCCUGCCAGAUUCUCCACGGCCACACAGACAUUGUGCUGGCCCUAGAUGUGUUCCGGAAGGGGUGGCUCUUCGUUAGUUGUGCCAAGGAUCAGAGCAUCUGCGUCUGGAGGAUGAACAAGGCGGGCAAGGUGGCCUGUGUGGCUCAGGGCUCUGGACACACACACAGCGUGGGCACCAUUUGUUGCUCAAGGCUGAAGGAGACCUUCCUGGUGACGGGCAGCCAGGACUGCACUGUGAAGCUGUGGCCCCUCCCUGAAGCCCUGCCAUCCAAGAGCACAGGCCCCGAUGGUGGCCCUGUCCUCCUACAGGCCCAGGCCACACAGCACUGCCACGACAAGGACAUCAACAGUGUGGCCAUAGCCCCCAACGACAAGCUGCUGGCCACGGGGUCACAGGACCGCACGGCCAAACUCUGGGCCCUGCCACAGUGCCAGUUGCUGGGCGUCUUCUCGGGCCACCGGCGUGGCCUCUGGUGUGUCCAGUUUUCACCCAUGGACCAGGUGUUGGCUACGGCCUCGGCCGAUGGCACCGUCAAGCUCUGGGCACUGCAGGACUUCAGCUGCCUCAAGACAUUCGAGGGACAUGAUGCUUCUGUGCUGAAGGUGGCCUUUGUGAGUCGCGGCACACAGCUGCUGUCCAGCGGCUCUGAUGGGCUCGUGAAGCUCUGGACCAUCAAGAACAAUGAGUGUGUGAGGACGCUGGACGCCCACGAGGACAAGGUCUGGGGGCUGCACUGCAGCCGGCUGGAUGACCAUGCCCUCACUGGCGCCAGCGACUCUUGCGUCAUCCUCUGGAAGGAUGUGACCGAGGCGGAGCAGGCAGAGGAGCAGGCCAAGAGAGAGGAGCAGGUGGUCAAGCAGCAAGAACUGGACAACCUGCUACACGAGAAGCGGUACCUGCGGGCGCUGGGCCUGGCCAUCUCUCUAGACCGGCCCCACACUGUGCUGACUGUCAUCCAGGCUAUCCAAAGGGACCCCGAGUCCUGCGAGAAGCUGGAAGCCACGGUGCUCCAACUGCGGCGAGACCAGAAAGAGGCCUUGCUGCGCUUCUGUGUCACGUGGAACACCAACUCACGGCACUGCCACGAAGCCCAGGCCGUGCUGGGUGUGCUCCUGCGGCACGAGGCCCCGGAAGAGCUGCUGGCCUACGACGGUGUGCGGGCCUCACUUGAGGCCCUGCUGCCCUACACUGAGCGGCACUUUCAACGGCUCAGCCGGAUGCUGCAAGCAGCCACCUUCCUGGACUUCCUAUGGCACAACAUGAAGCUGCCCACCCUCCCCGCGGCCCCCGUGGCCCUCUGAAACACACCAAAAUAUGUACUUUGCUAUCUCGGC
Balaenoptera ricei (Rice's whale) is the source of this 2511-nucleotide messenger RNA. It is a transcript of the gene TBL3, whose product is annotated as transducin beta like 3. NCBI's taxonomy places the organism in Eukaryota, Metazoa, Chordata, Mammalia, Artiodactyla, Balaenopteridae. Gene Ontology annotation, molecular function: protein binding; U3 snoRNA binding. Bases 76 to 2478 code for a protein of 800 amino acids. The record is from RefSeq and is a predicted model, not a curated record. The transcript has 22 exons. Gene Ontology annotation, cellular component: 90S preribosome; small-subunit processome; nucleolus. Gene Ontology annotation, biological process: endonucleolytic cleavage in 5'-ETS of tricistronic rRNA transcript (SSU-rRNA, 5.8S rRNA, LSU-rRNA); endonucleolytic cleavage to generate mature 5'-end of SSU-rRNA from (SSU-rRNA, 5.8S rRNA, LSU-rRNA).